AUGGAAAGAGAGUCCAUUGGAAGGCAAACUAGCGAACUAUUAGAAUGGCAUUCUUGUACAAUCAAUGGUCAACCAUUCCUUUUUAGCUUAAACCUCAGUGACAAUGAGGAAAGUACCCUUUUUUUCAUUAAUGCAGACCAACAUCCAACAUUUAAGGCAUGCAUCUCUUCAAAUGAUAUCAAAGCACAGUGUACGAUUCAGGGUUUUCCUAGUGACUCUGUCACAAAGAUUACAAAGGAAACGUAUAAACAGAUCCAUCAACUUCGAUCCUUCAAAAAAAUAGAGGAUGGUUCAAGAUUACAGUUGACCAUUGUUUUAUCCGGAGACAUUACAUUGAAUUUAACAACCAUCAUUCUAGGUUUAAGUAUGCAAGAACAAUUAACGUUGAGUGAAAAUUUAAUACGGCAAACUUUGCGAAUUAUCCAUAUUCAAGGACUCUAUUCGAACCAUUUGUUAAAUGUGAUAACCGAGAAAGAUUCUGUUAUUCAAUUUUUAUCUGAUUCUCUAAACGAUUUGGGUGCUAGUAAGAUUAUUAAGAAUUUUGCACCAAAACAUUCGAUUAAUUAUGAAGUGAUGAAUAAAUAUAAUGACCAGUUCAAUUUAUCCAACGUUUCUCUGAAUAAUGAUAUUAUAAUGAAAACGGCCCAGAAGAUGAUUGAUACUUAUCCAUUAGCUAAAUUGGGUAACCAAAAAAAGAAGGAAAUUAAGUCGGAGUUCAAGAGAAACUCACCAGAUUUUGACCCAAAUUCGUCUUUCGAAAUAAAUCAUCUUAAUAAUAACAACAUCGGCAAUAAAGCUGUAGAAAAGGAAGACGACGAUGAAACAGAUACAUCUUUUAUGACAGAUGAGAGCAAAGAAACAUUGAAACGGCCUAAAUAUGCCUCAACAGAAGAUUUAUCACAAGUAAAGUCUGAUUCGAAUGACUUAAGUUUACCAGCUGACUCCGAAGAAGAUCAGGUAAAAUCGAGGGAAGUAUCUGGAACACCAAGCCCAAAAAAGAGGAAGUUUGGUAAAGUUAGAGCUGUUAAACGAGAACAAUGA
Messenger RNA from Naumovozyma castellii, 1041 nucleotides. RefSeq names its product Nej1p (gene NEJ1). NCBI's taxonomy places the organism in Eukaryota, Fungi, Ascomycota, Saccharomycetes, Saccharomycetales, Saccharomycetaceae. The coding region runs from base 1 to 1041 and encodes 346 amino acids. The record is from RefSeq and is a predicted model, not a curated record. The transcript has a single exon.